AUGAGAUGUGCAACAUCUGCACAUAAAGCAAUCGAUAAAUUGUUACAACAUGAGUCGUUUGGUUUAUGUUUAAAGCAAAGAGAUGAAAGAGAAGAACAUGCCAUGACUAAUGUUCAACAAAGCACAUUUCCAGACGAAAUCGAACUUUUUUUCUCCCUUUCCAUAAGCACAACAAUAAAAGGAAAAAAAAAAAAAAAAUCCAUUCAACAAUAA
Messenger RNA from Clunio marinus, 213 nucleotides. NCBI's taxonomy places the organism in Eukaryota, Metazoa, Arthropoda, Insecta, Diptera, Chironomidae. The record is from the annotation of a GenBank genome assembly.